This is a messenger RNA of Iphiclides podalirius (scarce swallowtail), 273 nucleotides long. The record is from the annotation of a GenBank genome assembly. NCBI's taxonomy places the organism in Eukaryota, Metazoa, Arthropoda, Insecta, Lepidoptera, Papilionidae.
AUGGCGUAUUUACUGCGUGCCACGCAGAACAUAAUAGUGGACGAGCAACGGUACCAUUUAAGCCAGUCCGCGGCGCGUGACCUUCGGCUGACCUUGGGAAGCUCAUCUGGCCAGUAUACCAGCGCUAUGUUGUUCACGAUCCUGAUCUACUUGGUCUAUUACAUGGUGUACACCGUGCUACUGGCGAUCGCGGGCCUCUGGUGCUUCGAAGAAUGCGUCUUGACGGAGGAGGAGGAACACGAAUUCGCCACCCACCAUCGAGCGAUGCCAUAU